CUGGGAAGUGUAGGCGGGGCGGGCCGAGCUGAGCGGGCCCCUCAGCGAGCGAUCCCCUCAGCGAGCGGGCAGCGCCGCGCCGCGAACAUGGCAGCGGCUGGGCUGUCUGAGGACGCGCUGAUGCUGCGGCAGGAGGAGGAGGAGGAGGAGGAGGAGGAGGAGGAGAACGAGAACCACGACCACAACCAUGACCAUGACCAUGACCAUGACGGCGGUGGCGAGGAAGCGGCGCUCAAUGGUGUGGUGGACUCUGAAAAAGUGAAGAGCAACAACGUGGAUGUGAAAAUUGAGCCAGAAUUGGAAGCUGAGGAGAAAGGAGCCAAGGAAGAGCCCCCAAGGGAAUCUGAUAGCAACAUUUUGGAUCUGUCAUCUGAUUACCCAAGAGACAAACACAUUUCAAUUCAGAGACACCUCGCUGAUCUAGAGAAACUGGCUGAUCUGAGAGAAGAUGAGAAGAAACCUUGUCCAUUGUGUCCUGAGGAGAAAUUCAAAGCUUGCUAUAGCCACAAACUUCACCGUCACCUGCAGAAUUUGCACUGGAAGGUUUCUGUUGAAUUUGAAGGGUACAGAAUGUGCAUCUGUCACUUAGCCUGUCGGCCAGURAAACCCAACCUUGUUGGAGACCAGACAUUGUCCAAGAUGGGAGCUCAUUACCACUGCAUCAUCUGCUCAGCAACCAUCAUACGGAGAACUGACAUGAUCGGUCACAUCAAUCGGCACGUGAAUAAAGGAGAGACUGAGUCAAGGUUUAUCACAGUUCGUGCUCCCAAGUCACCUUACGAGAUGGUGAAAGAGUCAGCCACAGAUGUGCAGGUUCUUCCCAACCACUCCACACCUCAGAAAACAGAUUCCUAUUUUAAUCCUAAAAUGAAACUCAACAGGCAGCUGAUAUUCUGUGCACUGGCCGUGCUUGCUGGGGAGCGCAAACCCAUUGAAUGUUUGGAUGCUUUUGGUGCCACUGGUAUCAUGGGAUUGCARUGGGCAAAGCAUCUGAGAAGUUCUGUGAAAGUUACAAUUAAUGAUUGUAAUGAGAAUUCUGUGACAAUGAUUAAGGAAAAUUGUCAUUUAAACAAAAUGAAGGUGAAACUGAACAUUAAUGAAGAAGACAACGAUGAAACUGUGGGAGAUGGAGAAGAAAAUAGUGACACCAUUGAAGUGACAAAAAUGGAUGCCAAUGUCAUCAUGCAUUUGAGAUCAUUUGAUUUCAUCCAUUUGGACCCCUUUGGAACUUCUGUGAAUUACCUGGACUCUGCCUUUAGAAAUGUGAGAAACCUUGGGAUUGUGUCGCUGACAUCCACAGACAUCAGCUCCCUGUAUGCCAAGGCUCAGCACGUGGCCCUGCGUCACUAUGGCUGCCAUAUUGUCAGAACAGAGUACUACAAGGAGCUGGCAGCCAGGRCUAUCAUUGCUGCUGUCACAAGAGCUGCAGCUCGCUGUAACAAAGGCAUUGAAGUGUUGGUGACAGUAGCUCUGGAACAUUUUGUUCUGGUGGUGGUCCGAGUUUUACGGGGCCCGACCCCCGCCGAUGAUUCGGCCAAGAAGAUCCGAUAUCUCAUCCACUGCCAGUGGUGUGAAGAGAGGGUUUUCCAGAAAGAGGGCAAUAUGGUGGAAGAAAACCCCUACCAGCAGCUGCCCUGUGACUGCCAYGGCAGCAUGCCUGGGAAGACAGCAGUGCUUCUCGGUCCCCUCUGGUCAGGACCUCUGUUUAACACUGGAUUCCUCAGGAGAAUGCUGCUGGAGGCUGUGCAGUAUGGCUUGGAUGAAGCUCAGCCUCUUCUGAAGACAUUAGUCUGUGAAGCAGAGUGCACAACUCUAAAACAUUUUUCUACCCACAGUCCUGGUGAUGAGAACAAACAAGAAGAGUGUGGUGUAUAUAUUAAAACACAGAAUACUUCUGCAGAAUCCUAUCUGGUUCAUGGGAAGAGGAAAAGUGAGGAGGUGCUGCGUGGCACGGCGAAGCGGCAGCGGGGUGAGCACAGUGCCGAGCACCCCCCGUUCUACUACAACAUCCACAGGCAUAGCAUCAAGGGGAUGAACAUGCCCAAGUUAAAUAAGUUCCUGACCUAUCUGUCGGAGGCUGGGUACCGCGUGAGCCGAACCCAUUUUGACCCCAUGGGAGUCCGCACCAGCGCACCCCUGGCGCAGUUCAAGACUGUUCUCAUGAAGUACAGCACUCCCACCUACGUGGGGCCACAGGCAGAAGGCCCUGUGCACCUCCCUGGGGAGAUCCGGGUGGGAGAAGAGGUUCCAGCUGCUGCAGAGAUCAAGGUGGAGGAGGCUGAGGAAGAUGAAUCCAGAGUGGCUGCCACUGUGCUCACACUGUCCUGCCCUAGCCACAGCACAGCUGAUUGAUGCAGACGGGUUUGUUCAUCAGGAUGUUAACAGAUUUCCAGCACACCCUGUUCCAAUAAGCCACUCCUUCCUCCCAAGCUGGAGUUUGACCAUUUGAGCUGCCUGUUGUGCUUGAAUGGGACGGUUUAGAUGUAGGUAGCAGAACGUAGCCCUGAUCCCAGYGUGGCUGCAGUCACAGAGCUGGCACUGUGGGAAGGCAUGGAGUUACCCGCUGUUGUGCUCACUUCCCUUUCACACUGAGGCAUGGAGGCCACUUCCCAGUCUGUCCAUGCMUUACUGCCAGCACAGCAUCCAGGAGGGUGGACAGGGCCAAAAGUUUUCAGCAUUUUGGAAUGUGAGAUUAACGUGAGACAGCAUAUUCCUAAAAUGCGUCUUUCCUAACACCUGGCCAGUUGCGAUUCAGAGGGAGGGCAUGUUAAGGUAAGAGCACAGGAAUUACAGCCAGGCAGUCCUGCCUGGGUGCACCUGUAGCUCCAGGCUGCACWGGUAAUUCUGCAUUCAGGUGUGUUUCUAGGGUUCUGGCUUCAGGCAGGACUUGAUCCCGGGAGAACGGGAAGAAGUGGUGACACGGCUGCUACCGACCUUCAGUUUGUAUCCAAACCUUAGUGAGUUGUGUAGUCAUUCUAGGUAGUUGUUUGCUCAGAGCUUAAAGUGGUUGUGUGCUGCAGACAGGGACAAGGGACCACAGUGGACACAGUUCAGGUGAAGUUUGAUGGCGAGUUGUCAGUAGUAACUGAGCCGAGAUCUCUUCUGUGAACGAGCAAAGCUGCCGCCUGUUGGCAGUCAGGUCUGGUUUCCUUAAAUACAUGGCAGCAUUCCAGCCAAAUGAGCUUGCCUCUGUCCUUCCUUUGCCCCRCACUUGGGUCGGGUGUCUCUGUAUUUCUCACAGGUUUGGUUUUCAGCCCUACCCCCAGCCUUAGGUUUAUCUAAGCACAAUAUGAGAGUUUAAUAUCCUUACCCAUCUCUGAAGCUUCACAAUAAAAGUAACAGCACUGGUACACUCCUGAUGAUGCAAACCUUUCUAGGCUCCUGUCAGGCCUGAGGAGGCCUGAAGAGGCUGCUGCCUCUUCAACCCUCUUCAAUUUCAGAUUGCGUUGGUGGCGAGUUAGAAAUUCUCUUUAAUUUCAAAAAGGAGGAGCCCACUGAAGGGAUCUUGGAUCAGUGAUACAGCAACAAAGUUUCCUUCAGGAAUGUAGUGCUUACAGUUCUUUCCCAAAGCUUACCUGGGGAUCACACUGGAAGGCUAAAUGGAAGAGAAUUUCACAUUCCCUAGUGGCAUUUUUGGGUUUUUAAGUGGAUAGUGUUGGCAGACUUGGCUUGCAGGUAACACACUUCAGUGUUAAUAGGAUAGAUUCAGUCCUAAAGUCAGUUACCUGGGGCAAAGGAUUGUUCUGAUUACAGUGAACUAGGUUAAAAAGAAAGUUUAACUGAAGCCCCUUGUGGGAAUUGCUUUUGAUUACUCUUGCARCUCCUGUUAAGGAGCAGAAGGUAUUGAAAUACCUUUUCCAAGCCAAGGCAACCAUUCCCAUGUGUCUGCAGGGGCAGAAAAGGUGAAAUUCGGGCUUGUCUGUACAAUCCGGGUUUUUUUCCUGUGCCAAAUGGGUAGAAGCUGUGGUGAUCUGGGGUGAGGCGUUUUGCCUAUUGUAAGGGACCAGCUGAAGGGGUGUUUGUAACUCAGGCCUCUGGGAAUUCUCUUGUAUUCAUCACUUGUCUCUGCUGUUGCCCAGGUAGGGGCAAGUGCUGCUACAAUCAGCUGGCAGAACAUUUGUGGUGGUUUGAGGCUUGAGUUGGGGCAUUUUGUUCUUCCUUGUGCUGAUCCACACAGCCAGGUUGGCUCUUGCAGUGGGACACAGAGUGGGAAAUAGGUGAGAAUAAUGCAGGACGUGGUGGUAAGGUCACAGCUCCUUCACUGUCACUUCCUGAAGCAGCCAGUACCCAGUGCUGUGCCAGGCACCAGUGAACGACCUUUGCUGGAUCAAGGUGUUGCUGCAAGUGGCUUGUCCUGAACAGAAAACCAGAAYUGAUCAACUUCUGGAAGCCUAGGGGUUGGAAACGAGUGCAAGGSUAUCAGCUGGACAGCAGGUUGGAAAAUCAAUGCCAGAGAACAAUGGAAAAUUCUGCUAUAGGGUAUUAUCCAGGUACCAGUGUAGGCAGUUCUGUGUCACCCCCGGUGUUCUGUACCUGAGGGACAUGUCCUCCUACCCACUGGGAGUUUCUUUCAGGCAGUUUAAGCUGUUCAAAGACAACUUGGGGCAUCAGUGGUGGCCCCAGAGCAGCAGGAUCUCCUCAGAGAGUGCUCAUGGUCAGUACAUCUCAAGAAGCCCCAUUCUGGACAUCCACAAGCUUUACCUCUUACCUCAGGGUGCAUAAUCCAGUUAAAGGUGUGGCAGAGAGAAAACAAGGAAAGGAACAUCACUUGUGUAAAUAAUGCACCUUCACUGCAGGGGUUCAUCACAGUGGCCCUCCACUGCUCUGUACCGAAGCUGCUCCRUAGUUCAAUGCACCCAAAGCUGCUGGGCUUAGUCCGAGUGCUGUGCAAAUUCUUCAUCCCCCUUCGUCAGGCUGUAGGAGUGGGUAGGAAUACAGGAGCUACACAGGUCACUGGAAGAGCUGAUACCUUCUGUGUGCCCCUAUUUCUCACUCGAGGCCCAG
Messenger RNA from Malurus melanocephalus (red-backed fairy wren), 5004 nucleotides. RefSeq names its product tRNA methyltransferase 1 like (gene TRMT1L). The record is from RefSeq and is a predicted model, not a curated record. Gene Ontology annotation, molecular function: RNA binding. Gene Ontology annotation, biological process: tRNA N2-guanine methylation. Bases 88 to 2352 code for a protein of 754 amino acids. NCBI's taxonomy places the organism in Eukaryota, Metazoa, Chordata, Aves, Passeriformes, Maluridae. The transcript is spliced from 16 exons. Gene Ontology annotation, cellular component: nucleus.